Molecule: messenger RNA, 1949 nt
Organism: Callorhinchus milii (elephant shark)
Lineage: Eukaryota; Metazoa; Chordata; Chondrichthyes; Chimaeriformes; Callorhinchidae
Gene: dnajb4
Product: DnaJ heat shock protein family (Hsp40) member B4
Exons: 4
Coding region: 352-1371 (339 amino acids)
Cellular component (GO): cytosol
Molecular function (GO): protein-folding chaperone binding
Source: RefSeq, a predicted model, not a curated record
GUGGUGUGGAAGAAGGUUUAGGUGAGUCAUUGGUUUGUGGAAGGCAGGAGGGAGGGUGGAGGGGGAGAGAGAGAGAGAGAGAGGGAGAGAGAGAGGGAAGUGUGGGGGGAGGAAUGACGAUUCGUUCGGGAUCUUCUAGAAAGCGCUGGGCUUUUCCCAAGAGCGAAUGUGUUUAUAUAAAGCGCAAGAGCGGGAGGAGAAGGAGUGGGGGCCAUCGGUAGCCACGAAACGGGCGAGUCAGCUGCCGGAGCUCCGGGUGGUGGUGGUGGUGGUGGUGGAGGGGGAACUUGACUGCAUUGCAUUGCGUUGCGUUGCGUCCCCCUUUUUGCAGCAGUGCGGUGAACUUGCGACAUGGGCAAGGACUAUUACAGCACCCUGGGCCUGCGGAGGGAGGGGGUCGCCACGGACGAGGAGAUCAAGAAAGCUUACCGCAAGCAGGCGCUGAAGUGGCACCCCGACAAGAACAAGGCGCCCGGCGCCGCCGACAGGUUCAGGGAGGUGGCCGAAGCCUACGAGGUGCUGAGCGAUCCGAAGAAGAGGGAGAUCUACGAUCAGUUCGGGGAAGAGGGACUGAAAGGCGGAGCCGGCGGUUCCGAAGGACAGGAUGGGACAUUUAGCUACACUUUCCAUGGCGACCCGCACGCCACAUUCGCCGCGUUUUUCGGAGGUGCCAACCCUUUUGAGAUGUUCUUCGGAAGGAGGAUGGCAAACGGCAAUCAUGAAGAAGAUAUGGAUGUGGACGGCGACCCUUUUGGCUCCUUCAGUGGUUUUAACAUGAACAGUUUCCCCAGGGAAAUGCAAGCAGGGCAGCACAGGCGCAAACAGGACCCACCCAUCGUUCGCGAACUUAGAGUAUCUCUGGAAGAGAUUUACAAUGGCUCUACCAAGAGGAUGAAAAUCUCCAGGAAACGGCUCAAUUCCGACGGCAGGACUACCAGGACAGAAGACAAAAUACUGACCAUUCAAAUUAAAAGAGGCUGGAAAGAAGGCACCAAAAUCACAUUCCCCAAAGAAGGCGAUGAAACACCCAACACCAUCCCAGCCGACGUAGUCUUUGUGUUGAAAGACAAGCCACAUUCGCACUUUAAGAGGGAAGGAUCAAAUAUUGUCUCCCGUACAAAGAUCAGCCUACGAGAGGCUUUAUGCGGUUGCUCAAUUGCUGUGCCAACCCUGGAUGGUAGAUCAAUUCCAUUAACAACCCAGGAAGUGAUUAAGCCAUUAAUGAGAAAAAGAAUAGCUGGGAAAGGUUUGCCAUUUCCCAAAAAUCCUGACCAUAGAGGCGACAUAAUUGUGGAAUUUGAAGUCAUUUUCCCAGACAGCAUAUCACCAAGUUCCAAAGAAAUACUAAAGCGACAUUUACCUGUGUCAUAAAUAUUAGAUUGGAUUAAUUAACCAGAAGUUUUUCUGCUGUACAUAAAGAAAUGACUGCUUCACAGUAUUGUUUAAGAAGUGUGUAUUUAGUAUGCAGCGUUUAUUAUUUGGGCACGUUUGAAAGAUUUAUUAAGACAGUGUUUUAUGGUUCUAAGCAGAAGUGAAAGAUGCUGUGUUUUGUGAAACUGUAGAUUUUUUGUACAUGUCAAUGUUUUUAUUUAGAAAACUAUUUUGUAAAUACAAAUGCUGCCUGACAAAAAGUCAGUGCUGAAUAAAGUUUAUAACUGAACAGAGAAUAAAUGGAAAAAAAAGACUGAACCUAUUUUAUCUUAUCUUAUAUUCAAGUGUGACAAUCAAUAUAAGCAUGGAUCUGCUUUCUAUUGUACUGUUUUCAAUAGUUGUAUGGAUUUAUGGUGCACAGAAUAAUUUUUUAUAGUUACUAUAGUGGAAACAGUUUUACAAAAGUUGAUGUUAUAAUGAAAUAUCAGUGUAUGCAUUGCUGGGAUUAGAAUCUCAAAUAUUGCAAUGAUUAAAUCUAUACAUGUUUUUAAAAUCGAGGGGGAACUCGCUCUCUCAAA